CCAAUAGUCAUCAUUAGUCAAGAUACCUGUAUGAUCCAGGAAUUCAACGGUAAGUUGCAGUUCGUUGUUCGAAACGUUAUCUCUUCAUUCUCUCUUUCAAGCUUAUUCCAUACAAACCAUUUAUAAAUAAUUUGAAAAUUCGUAAUUUUUUGCGCUCUCUUUUUUAUUUUCAUUAUUGCUAGACAUUGAACUUGUGCUGUAACCAUGAAAGCUGUAAUUCAAAAGGUUUUAAACGCUUCCGUAACUGUUGACGAUGCUGUUGUUUCUUCCAUUAAAAAAGGACUCUGUGUGCUUGUUGGCGUUGGUACAGAUGAUACUAUGGAAGAUGUGAACAAGAUGUGCAAUAAACUUCUCAAAUUGAAGCUUUUUGAAGAUGCACAAGAACAGCCAUGGAGACAGACGAUCUUAGAUGCUCAAGGUGAAAUCUUGUGUGUCUCUCAGUUCACGUUACAUGCACGAGUCAACAAGGGCGCAAAACCUGAUUUCCACAGAAGCAUGAAAGGCCCCGAAGCCGUACAGCUUUAUGAGGCUGUGUUGGAAGGCUUAAAGGCCAGUCUGGGCAACGACAGCGUCAAAAAUGGUGUUUUUGGUGCCAUGAUGAAUGUUCAGCUUACCAAUAAUGGUCCUGUAACCAUCCUUUAUGAUACCAAGGAAUAAGCUAUGCAUUUUCGAUUCGUAAUUAUUUUAUUCUCCUACUUCCUUUUCUGAAUUGUUAAUUAGAAGAACUCAAUAAAUGGAAGUAUUAAAAAUUAGUCUUAUU
Molecule: messenger RNA, 760 nt
Organism: Schizosaccharomyces octosporus yFS286
Lineage: Eukaryota; Fungi; Ascomycota; Schizosaccharomycetes; Schizosaccharomycetales; Schizosaccharomycetaceae
Product: D-Tyr-tRNA deacylase
Exons: 7
Coding region: 205-657 (150 amino acids)
Biological process (GO): tRNA metabolic process
Cellular component (GO): cytoplasm
Molecular function (GO): D-tyrosyl-tRNA(Tyr) deacylase activity
Source: RefSeq, a predicted model, not a curated record